CAGUUGAGUCAGCCUUUGACAGAGGAGACAGGCUUUUCAAAAGGGGAACUGGAACAGAUCUGACCCAGAAAUAGCCAAGUUGGGACACAAGUAGAGAAAUCACAGUAAGAGGAGAGCAUUCCUUUGUCGUGGCAGCCUGCUUCACGUAUAUGGACCCUCAAGAUAUAAGCCGAGCAGAUCUUGCACUCCCAAACCCUCAAGAACAAGCUGGUGCACUUGAAAUUGAACUCUUGCAGGAGGUUCCUCAACAGAAUUCACCACAGGAGAAGUCAGCCUCAGUCCCCCCGCCACUGACGUGGGCCUUGCUUUUCAAGAGAGAGCUGGAAUUCCUGGGGGUCACACAAAUUUUGAUUGGCUUGCUCUGCCUUUAUUUUGGAAUAGUUGUCUACUCUGUACUUGACAUUUCAAACUUUGAUGAAGAAGUAUUUUCAUCAUUCAAGGCAGGCUACCCCUUUUGGGGUUCAGUAUUUUUUGUUAUCUCUGGAGUUUUGUCAGUUCUAUCUGAAAGGGAAAAGGCCAUGCACCUGGUGAGGGGAAGGCUAGGGGCGAACGUCCUCAGCAGCAUAGUUGGGGCCUCCGGGAUGGUCAUCCUGGUCUUCAACCUCUACAACAGCUCAGCUUACAUCUACCAAUGUGAGAGACUUGAUGAGAAUGACGACUGCCUUGUGGCUUCAUUCACUAUUGAAAUCGUGGCCAUGAUACUGUUUCUCACCAUCCUGGGGUUUUGCACGGCUGUGUCGCUCACCGUCUAUGGGAUCAGAGAAGAAUGCAAAGGGAAGAAGCUUCCAGAUGACCGUCUUUAUGAAGAAUUAAACAUUUAUUCACCAAUUUACAGUGAGUUGGUACACAAAGACGAAACGUCUCCCGUGGAUUCAUAAGAAUCAUGUGCCCAGGACAUUCUGAAUCACCGUAAAGUGUCCAAAAGUCAAAAUCUGCUCAUGUGGCUACUGGGGAAAUUUCUGUUCUCUAUCAAAUCUAUCAAUUUUGCAUUAGAUUUCUCCUCUGGAUGUCAAUAUGCUAUUUGCUUCUUUUUUAAAAAAAUUAUUUUCACUAGUCAUGUUUUUAGUAUGCAAUGAUUGCAUUCCUGCAUGACAGGGAAAACAAGGAGGUAAGGGCUGAGCUAAAGUCUGACCAUGCGAUAAUUCCUGCUUCUUAGUUCUUUUCAGAGUUCCCAUGGCUAUAGGAGUUUUGAUACCCACACCCUGUGCAUGCCCAGAUCCUCCACACAUACAUAACUUACAGGAUGCAUGAUGUUCUAUAUGCAAGAACUUAUCUCUCCCAAUCACAGUAUGUUUUUGUGAGGCACAGAGUUUAAUAAAAAUCUUUAGAUUACUCAAGCUAAAGGAUUUUCAUUGGUGCAGUAUUGUUCAAUAGUAUUUACAGAUUGGUGAAUAGGUGAUGGGAGUUUUAUUAAGUUACUCUGUGUCUGAUGAAAUGGAAAGAUGAAAACAGAGAAGCUUUAAAUGCAGAAUUAAUUUAAUGAGACAUUAUUUAGAUAUAAAAGAUAAAUUAAUGACACCCUGGAGGUAGUAAAUAAAGUGGGAGUGGACAGAAACGAUCAUAUCUAAAAUGUGCAUAGAAAGAGUGGUAGGUCUUAUUAACCGGUUAAAAUUACAAGAUAGACAACUAAUUUUUUUGCAAAUACAAGGUGUUUGAGUCUAAGGUCAAAGGAGAACCCUUAGUGUUGAAAAAAUGGUAGGCAUUCAGAAACAUGAGUGAUGGAGAAAGAGUACAGCUAGACCUAAGCUCAGCUUUAGAUUUUCAUUUUGAGGAGAAAGGGGAAAUGAAAUUGAAGAGGACAUGAUGGCACCCUGCACAGAUUUCUGUUAAUGAUUCCGUUUGAUGACGGAGGCUGAGUUGUGAUAAGGGACAUCGUUAUUAAAUGGGAUCUGGCAAUGGGAGGAAGCGGAAAGAAGGAUAGUGUAAGAUAAAGUAAAAAAGACCAAAAUAUGAUGUAUCUCUGGACCAGCUCCCCAUGAUGACUAUCUUUAAUAUAUCUAAUAAACAUGUACUGGUAAAAAUUUUAAAAAUUAGGGAAACAAGCUAACACUCUAAGCCAUUCUUUUGAGAUAAAGUAAAGCCAGGUUAAACUUCACAUGCCUCGACCCAGAGGGGAAAAACAAGGAUAAUAUCCAGAAGAUACAAGAAUUAGUCAGAAAAGCACAUUGUAAAACAAUGGAAAGUAGGAAGCCCAAUGUGGAAAAAAAGUUAAAAAGAAAACAGUGCUCGGAGGAGGUGAAAGUGGGUAUGAGCGGGAUGGAGGUCCACAGCGGUAAAUCCACUCUGGGGACACAAGAGAAACAGCAAGAAGGAUGAAUGCAGAGGAUGCCAAGGUCUCCAUGGGCUCUUGUCACAGACUGAUGAACAAAACAUUUGCAAAGAGCAUUUGAGGGGAAUUCACAGGGUGAUUGUGUGCUGUAAGAUAGAGGAUUUUACCUAGAAAGUCAUACAUGAAUUGAUUUUGUGGCUGUUGCUUUCCUAAUUGAAAUAAGAAGAAAGUAGUUUGCCUUUAGCUAAAAUAGAAAAGUACCAUGGAAGCUGAAAAGUUUGGGGACCUCAGUUACCUCACUGUCAUUUAUCACACACCCAUCUCUCGGAUUCACACAACCCCGCUGGCAUGCUUUUCACAUGUUUUUCUUUUUUUUUUUGUUACUGGAAAUUGAAGCUAGGGCCUUGAUGUUAAGCUACAUCCUCAGCCCUUUGUAUUUUUCAUUUCAAGGAGGGGGUCCCACUAACUUGCCCAGGCUUGGCUUGAACUUGAAAUUCUCUUGCCUCAGCCUCUUGAAAUGCUGAAAGCUUCUCAGACUUUUAUGGCCCCAUUAGGCCAUCUAUAUAUUAACCUUAUUUUCUUACUGUAUAGCCUCUCUAGCCCAUAAUGAAAUAUGGUUAAUUAUCACGGUACUUGCAAUCUCCUUGUGUACCCUCAAUUGCUAGUAUUUGGACAAUAAACUGAAUGUAUGAAACUUGA
This is a messenger RNA of Cavia porcellus (domestic guinea pig), 2968 nucleotides long. RefSeq names its product high affinity immunoglobulin epsilon receptor subunit beta. The transcript has 8 exons. Gene Ontology annotation, cellular component: plasma membrane; external side of plasma membrane; Fc-epsilon receptor I complex. The record is from RefSeq and is a predicted model, not a curated record. Lineage: Eukaryota; Metazoa; Chordata; Mammalia; Rodentia; Caviidae. The coding region runs from base 150 to 878 and encodes 242 amino acids.